Molecule: messenger RNA, 1662 nt
Organism: Puccinia triticina
Lineage: Eukaryota; Fungi; Basidiomycota; Pucciniomycetes; Pucciniales; Pucciniaceae
Exons: 2
Coding region: 1-1662 (553 amino acids)
Source: RefSeq, a predicted model, not a curated record
AUGGACGACUCUAGCACGUUUGACGAUGGAAUGUACCAUCCCAACUCCAAAAGCUCCGACAAGCCAUUGUGGAGCACGAAGGAGGACCCGAACGUGACAACGGUCGUGUCGGCCGCCUCCCUUGAUCCGGGCAUCAUGGACCCUCCCGCACCGAUGUCGACAAGCGUUGGAACCCAUUCUGGAUCAAAAUCCAAGCACGCGGGCGCGGCGGCGAUUCCUAAAGAGACCUUUUCACCGUCACCGGUGACCGUUAACUCGAGCGCGGCCGUCAGCUCAAACGUGACGAUCUCCUCAGUUUCAGCAACUCCGACUGCAGAAACAUUGCCCAUCAAAUCGAUGGAGGUCGAGCCCCCUCCGCGUCAGCACAAUUCGGGGCGCGCGGUCGUCGCCGCACUUCUAUCCGUCUCGGCCGUACUUUUGUUAGUUCUCGUCGUUGGGUACCUGACCAGCCAACGGUACCGCAGAUGGAGAGAGAGCCGACGGGCGCGCUACACUGAGACCAAAUGGAAGAUCUCGCGUCCGUUCCAGGAGGGCAACGACCCAAGGUCCUCGAUGCGAGAAGUCCCCCAAAUCGAGAUCUCGCACAACGAGCUCGUCUAUGCGCCCUUGGACCCGUUUGCCCGCUCGAUCCCCAGACAGGGCCGGAUGCCAUUCAAUUUCGGCCGCUCAGAUCCAGUCGAGGAAAUCGAUGAGGAGCGGGGCUGGCUUUGGGGUACUCAGACGUCAUCCAAGAAGAAGGGCACCGACCGGCUCGUCACGCCUGGCUUGGGAAUCGGCAGAUACCGCUCCAAGAACGGCCGCAAUCAGUAUCAUGCUUCUCCCAGCUCACACCAGUCCUACCUCAAGCCUGAGGAGAGCGAUGACACGAAAGAGGAACUUCUGUACGCCGACGAGACUGGAGGGGAUUUUAAAUAUGCUGAUGGCCAACAGGAGAGAUCCAGCCCGCGGUUUAAUUCGAACGGCGUUUCAUAUCUGUUCGGCAAGUUGAAGGAUACCAUCAGUGAACGAUCUUUCGGUAGUCUAGCCUCUUCGACAGGAAGACUAAGGAUCGAUUCCAGCCGGGGCCGAUGGAACGAAGUUGGCCAGUCAGUUAUGGAUGAUGAGAAAGACAUCACCGCCCAAGAUGACGAAGAUGACGAAAAGACACUCGGCCUCCAAGAGCAUUUCAAGAGCAAUGCCUCACUCAGAUCAGCCUCUCCUUUAUCCGCCAUCGUACUCCCCGAGCUUCCGGCCUUUACAUGGGACGACCACUCGGGCCACAAGGUGGCCAAGACCAAACGGACACGCGCGCCGAGUCUCGAGGUGGAGAUCGAUGACGCCCAAACUAGCCGUGCAUUCCGUCAGCCCGACUCUUACCCGCGGAAUUCUGGGGUCAACUCGGUGAGGCAACUGGUGAAUCGACUGGAGGAGAAUGAGGGGAAAUACACUCAUCUGCCCAGCCCUUCCUCGAGACAGCCCCGCCGGAAACGAAAAGAAGCUCUCCCGUCUAGGUACGACUCCCAGCCUGACCCAUAUACACCCACCCCUGCUUCUUCAUCAAGAGCUCGAACCGAAAGAAUUCAUGGCUUGGUCAAGACCAAGUCUAAGCAUCUUUAUCCCGGCGGUUACCUCGGCCGAUCACCGACUAAAAAAAUGCGAAGGAAGGAGUCCCCCGACUCAUAA